AGACACGGCGUCCUCCUCGUUUCUCAUUAUUCUGCCUCUCUGUGAAGGUCUUUCUAUGGCAUUUAAAUUUGUUUUUUUCAGAUGGGGCUGUUAGAUGAAGACCUCGCAUUCCGAUCCAACAUACCCGUGCCAGUGGAUAUAACAGUGGCUGUUGUCUACUUUCUAUUUGGAGUUUGUUCACUGUUUGGGAACACCAUGCUGCUGUACGUCUCCUACAAGAAAAAGCACCUCCUGAAACCUGCCGAGUACUUCAUCGUCAACCUCGCCGUCAGUGACUUGGGCCUGACGCUGUCCCUUUACCCUAUGGCGAUAACGUCAAGCAUCUACCACAGGUGGCUGUAUGGGAAAGCAAUGUGCUCCGUAUAUGCCUUUUGUGGAAUGUUGUUUGGCAUCUGCAGCCUGACCACACUAACCCUGCUGAGCAUGGUGUGCUUUGUCAAAGUGUGUUACCCACUCUAUGGAAACAGGUUUAAUUCCGCUCACAGCCAUCUGCUGAUUGCCUGUGCUUGGGUCUAUGCUUUGCUAUUUGCUUGCUCCCCGCUGGCCCACUGGGGGGAAUAUGGACCCGAACCAUACGGCACCGCUUGUUGCAUUGACUGGACACAAUCCAAUCAGCACAGCACGGCGCGCUCCUACACCGUGGUGCUGUUCACCUUCUGCUACAUCCUUCCGUGCUGCGCCAUCGUAGCGUCGUACACGGGCAUUCUGGUCACAGUGCACACAACCCGCAAGACGAUGGAGCAACAUGCAUCGAGGCAGACGCAGAUGAGCAGCAUCCAGACUAUUAUUGUAAAGCUAAGUGUUGCCGUCUGCAUCGGCUUCUUUGCGGCAUGGAGUCCGUACGCUGUGGUGUCCAUGUGGGCCGCUUUUGGACACAUCGACAACAUCCCUCCUCUGGCCUUUGCCAUGCCGGCUAUGUUUGCCAAGUCCUCCACCAUCUACAACCCAAUCAUCUACCUAAUGCUGAGGCCAACCUUCCGCAGGAUGAUGCACAGGGACGUGGGUACCCUGUGCCACGUCUGUCUGAGAGGCUGCUUCUGCUCCCAGAGCCCGGCAAAGUGCUGCACCAGGCCAGAGAUCAGGGUCAGACUUCGCAUGAUUCCCAGAGCGACCAACCAAACCCCCUCGUCCAACUCUGCAGCUCAGCCUCCUAUGGUGUCGUCAAAGGAUCACAGUUGUGACAAGUGCGAGGAUGCGUUUGAAUGCUUCAAACGCUACCCUCAAAUGUGCGGCGUCACAAACCCGGCUGCUAGUAAAGACUCAUCUGUGGAUAAAGUCACACCAGUUCCCCAAAGAGUGUGCCACAAGAAAUCUCUGCUGGCCGCCAUGUGUGCACAAAAGACUUCCGACACAGACAACCUCCAUAUUAACUUAGAGAUGGUCCCAGGUCAUGCUAGAGUGGCUUGGCCUUGAUUUUUGGCAGGUGUUGGGUCAAGUAAGACUGCUUUCACAAAUAUAAAUUGUAAUUGUUUUUUUUUUUUUUUAAAUCAUUUUACAAAAUGCAGAA
Molecule: messenger RNA, 1507 nt
Organism: Solea senegalensis (Senegalese sole)
Lineage: Eukaryota; Metazoa; Chordata; Actinopteri; Pleuronectiformes; Soleidae
Gene: opn7a
Product: opsin 7, group member a
Exons: 5
Coding region: 82-1413 (443 amino acids)
Biological process (GO): G protein-coupled receptor signaling pathway; visual perception
Cellular component (GO): membrane
Molecular function (GO): G protein-coupled receptor activity
Source: RefSeq, a predicted model, not a curated record